CUCCUAGUUGUAAACGGACAAUCGCGAGGCACGCCAACGAUCCACCAAGUGGUAGCUCUGGAGUAGCCGAAAAGCGAAAUAAACAAAUAACACACCAUUCACCGAUUUGCAACCGACACCAAUUGUUAUAAGUGCGCUGCAACAAUUCAACGAUUGCAACCAAAAAUAAAAUACAAGAAACACAUUAUGCACUUGUGCUCAGUUUGCUACGCUCGCUGAGUUUUAUGGUAAAAGAGCGUACCAAAAUAGUGUGAUAAAACGAAUGAAAUCGGCGUGAAUAAAAUCGUCGUGAAUAAAGAAAACAUUUCUCCACCAUUCGCUGCUGCCGGUAGUGUCAACGGUAUUCGUUGUUAUUGCUGCUACACGAGUGUCAAACAGAAGUGACGAGUUCGAAUACUCAUUUUACUUAGUCAACGAUUUUUUUCAAAUUAAGUGGUGUAUAUUAGUCACAGCCGUCUGAUGCAGCGCUCAGUCAAUUUCGCAAAGUCCAACGGGUAACAACAGAGUGUAUAGUAACAACUGCUCAUUUGCCAAACUGUGGCCACCGCUGUCUUCGCUUUCGCUUAAAUGAACAGGCAACGCGUCGCUGAAACGAUUACAAAAGUAUACAGUGCUUUUUAUUGAAGCUGCUAAUUAAUAUACCCCGUGGAGCCUGUCAACCUCGCGCAUGCAGACAUUGCAAAUAAUUAUAAAUUAUAUAUCAUUUUAAAUCCAGUUGAGUGAAACAGUUAAAUAAAAGCGCUUUAAGGUCAUUACUUACAACAGUCCAGUUAUAUAAAAGUGAUAAGCAAGGCAGCGUACUCACCAAAAAUUCGUACAAUAUGGAGAUGCGUUCGAAAUUGGGCAGCUUCGAGCUGAAAGACUGCAGUGCCGAAAGCGCCGCUGAGCGUUUACUUUCAAUUAUACAUACAGAACCCGUUAAGGUAAAUCGUAAACAUGGGGCCAUUUCAUUUUCAGAAGCUUUAUCACUUACCGGUUUCGGUAAAUUCAAUUACUUCCUCAUCUUCAUAUCUGGCAUGGUUUUGGCCAAUGUGCUAUUGGAGACGGCAGCUAUGGGUUUUAUCUUGCCAAUUGCACAAUGUGACUUAAAUCUAACGAAUCAGGAUAAGGGCGUCUUGAGUGCCAUUAGUUUUGCUGGUAUCAUAACAAGCUCACAUCUGUGGGGCUUUUUGGCCGACACAAAGGGACGCAGACGCGUUAUUAGGCCGACAUUGUUGGCUGGCUUUAUCGUCACACUAUUCUCAAGUUUUUCGCACACAUUUUGGGUGAUGGUGUUGUUGCGGUUCAUCAAUGGAUUUUUCGUCUCUGGCGGUUCGGCUACAAUUUAUGCCUACCUCGGCGAGUUCCACACAGAUAAGACACGUUCGCGCGCGAUGAUGGGCAGCUCAUUUAUCUUCGCAAUCGGCGCGAUGAUCUUGCCAAUGAUUGCCUUCCUUGUCAUCAAUCAAGACUGGGUCUUGCCCUUGCCUUUCUUGGGCAUUGAUUAUAAGCCUUGGCGUUUCUUUUUAAUCGUAUGCGGUAUACCGGGCAUGCUUUGUGGUCUAUCCAUGUUCGCUUUGCCUGAAAGUCCGAAAUUCCUUUUGGCGCAUGGCAGAGAGGCGAAAGCCAUUGAGGUCUUGCAAAAGAUGCAACGUUGGAACGGCGGCACUCAGGAUCUAAAAUUAAAACACAUCCUACCGGAGGAGGAGACACCCGGCUCUAUGAUGCAGCUAAACAAUCAAUCGGCUUCGAAGGAGAAUUUUGCUACCGCCUUUCUGAAGAGCAUGUGGAACCAGACUGUGCCAUUAUUCCACAAACAAUAUAUACGCAUCACAUUGAUCGUUUGCAAUAUGCAAUUCUGGUUGUAUGUGGUGACGAACGGCAUGUAUAUGUGGUUCCCGCAUAUCAUCAACUCCAUGGUCGAGUUCAUGAACGGCCACCCAGGCGAACACAAACAGAUCUGCCAAAUUGUCUACGACAAACAUGAGAGCUUAUAUAAGUCGGAUGGUACAAUGGAAUGCGUUGCUAAAUUAGAGAACACAACAUAUUUUUACUCUUUAAUCAUGGAGAUCUUGUACGCUUCCUCGUUUGCCUUUAUUGGCUUGGUGAUCAACCGAGUCGGCAAGAUAACUAUACUUUUUAUUUCAACAAUAUUCUUCACCUCAUGUGGCCUUGCUGCAGUCUUUGUGGUCGAUCCAUCGAUAGCGGCGUAUCUGUAUGUGCUCUUCUUUUUGGUAGGCGUGGCAAUAAAUGUUUUGGGCGCUGCCACAGUUGAGCUUUAUCCCACACAAAUGCGUGCCAUGGCAAUAUGCGUCUCGCUGAUGUUCGGUCGUUUGGGCAGUGUUGUGGGCGCUAAUAUUGUGGGUGCGAUACUGGCUAAAAACUGCGAACUGACUUUCUACACCGCUUGUAUUGCCUUGUAUGUCUGCGCCUUCCUAGCUCUACUGAUACCACGCCGAACUUUGGCGCCCCCUGCUAAGCCCGUUUUGGAUGAGGCAUAAAUGUGCUAAGUUGUGUGUUAAUUCUUAUUCUAAAUUGCGACUUAAAUGCGGAUAGCAUACUUAACUUCGCAACUACUAUUAGGGAUGAAUGAAAUACUGUUAUAAUAAAUUGUGAUUCUAUGUGUGCGUCUGCGUUUGUAUGAGUGAAUAUUUAAUUAGUAUUUUGUAUGAAAGUGUUUUAUUUAAUUUUUGGUUUUUAAUUUUAUGGUGCUUAUUGAGAUCGUGUGAAAUGCGUGUUUUUAGAUAAAAUAUAUUGAAUGAAACUACAAAUAAAGCAAAAAAUUUAAUAAAAUAAAA
This is a messenger RNA of Bactrocera latifrons, 2777 nucleotides long. Its product is annotated as synaptic vesicle glycoprotein 2A-like. Bases 822 to 2480 code for a protein of 552 amino acids. The record is from RefSeq and is a predicted model, not a curated record. Gene Ontology annotation, molecular function: transmembrane transporter activity. Gene Ontology annotation, biological process: transmembrane transport. Lineage: Eukaryota; Metazoa; Arthropoda; Insecta; Diptera; Tephritidae. Gene Ontology annotation, cellular component: membrane. The transcript is spliced from 9 exons.